Passer domesticus (house sparrow) is the source of this 4151-nucleotide messenger RNA. RefSeq names its product leiomodin 1 (gene LMOD1). The coding region runs from base 1464 to 3341 and encodes 625 amino acids. Gene Ontology annotation, cellular component: cytoskeleton; striated muscle thin filament; myofibril. The record is from RefSeq and is a predicted model, not a curated record. Gene Ontology annotation, molecular function: tropomyosin binding; actin binding. The transcript is spliced from 4 exons. Lineage: Eukaryota; Metazoa; Chordata; Aves; Passeriformes; Passeridae. Gene Ontology annotation, biological process: actin filament organization; pointed-end actin filament capping; myofibril assembly.
CAGCCGUGAGGGGGAACUCUCGGAGCGAGCGAUGUGUUGGCUGGGAUGGGCCUUAAAUUCCAUCCAUUGCCGCGCCUCGCUAUGGGCAAGGACACUUUCCACUGUUCCAGGGCGCUCCAAGCUCCGGCCAUCCUGACGUUGGACGUUUCCAGGCAUAGUGCAGCCACAGUUUCUCUGGGCAACCUGGGCCAGGGCCUUACCAUCCUCACAGGGAGAGGAAUUCCCUCCCAAUACCCCAUCUAACCCUUUGUCAGUGGGAAGCUCUUUGUCCUGUCACUCCAGGCCUUUGUCCAAAGUCCCCCUCCAGCUCUUUUAGAAACAGGACCUGUGCAAGUUGCUCCAAGGACAAUCCAUUCUGCUCCAAAUUUAAUGGAAUCAAGGAGUGGUUUGAGUUUGAAGGGACCUUAAAUCUCAUCCCAUUCCAACCCCUACCAUGGGCAGGAACAUCUUCCACUAGACCAGGUUGCUUCAAGCCUGUCCAACCUGGCCUAGAGUAUCAGGGUCCAAGCCCACGUCAUUCCUGAUGCUGCUGCAUGAGCUGGGCUGACCUCACAUGUCCCAGGGCAGGUUCUUGUGAUCCUGCGUGUAGCUGGGAGCUGGCACUUGACAUCCCUAUCAGCAGGUCAGUUUCCUGAGCAGGCAGAGCUGGAAUCCAGAGAACAGGGUCUGUGCCAGCAGAAAAUUCCCGGGCAGCUUGCAAAGCUCUCAGCACAAGAUGAGGAUGUUCCCUCUUGUCCCAUCACUUGUUCCCUGGAACCAGCUCUACCCCCACCUGGCUCCAUCCUCCUGGCAGAAGAGAGCCAGAAGGUCCCCCCUCAACCUCCUUUUCUGCCUUGGAGCCUUGCCCAACCCAGUGGUUUGCAGCCUCUCUAAGUUGUAAAUUACUUAUUCUUUUCCACUCCUAAUUUAACAGUACACACUCUGCUCUCCUGUAAAGGCAGAAAAUCAUUCAGUAGUGAAAACUGAAUGCAAACCAGGUUGUUCUCCAGUGACUUAAUUGUUUUAAUAAGUAAUGGUCUGAAGCACCAUGAAGAAGCUAGAAUGUUCCACCUGCUGUGUUGGAUUUUGAUGCUUUAAAAGACUCCUACUGUUUGACAAACAGGUUGGCCCAUUGCCUUUAAAAGGCGAAAUGCUCCGGACUAAAUUUGGUCAUGUAGCUCUGCACGGUUCCCUGGAAUGUCCUCGGGUUUCAGGCUCCUCUGAUAGCACCAUUCCCCGCCUCCCGCCGGGCUCCAUUGGCUUCCCAGCGCCCGAACCGCCACUGGAUCCUGUUAUUGGCCAACUCUUGGACCGAGGGGUGUCCCCUCUGGAUAACCACCGUAUCUCGGGCUGGAGAGCUGCUGAGAUUUAACACUUCAGCACCUGCUGCCGUUCGGGAAGCAGACUUGGAGCUUCGGCUUCUUUUUUUUUUCUCUUGCUUUGGGUACCACACAACCGCCACCGUGUCUCGCCAGCGAGCCAAGAUGUCCAAAGUGGCCAAAUACCGGCGACAAGUUAGUGAAGAUCCAGAUAUAGACAAUUUAUUGUCUACUUUGUCUCCAGAGGAGAUGGAGGAGCUGGAAAAGGAGCUGGAUGUGGUCGAUGCGGACGGGAGCAUCCCUGUGGAGCGCAGUCAGACAAACCAAUCAGAAAACUCCUUACCUGGCCCACAAAACUGUGACACGGCGCUCAACCACCACGACAAGGACACCAGGAGGCUCCUGCAGCGGGAGCACUCGAUAGACGAAAGCAGGUUGAGCAAGAAUAAGGGAGACAAAAAUCAAGAAGAAAAAGGAAAAGAAUCUCCUUCCAAUGAACUGGCCCAGAAACAAGAUACUAAAGUGGGGAAAGACUCUAAAAAGGAAGAAAGUGUUCAGAAAACAGACCUGAAAGGUAAAGCUGAGACUGAGACCAAGAGCAAAGAGAAUAAAGCUAUGAAUGAUAAAGUCAAGGCCAUGGAGAAAAAGCUGAUGGGGAAGGACAAGAAGGAGGAAGAGAAGGGUUCAGUGUUGAAGAAGGACACAGGGAAGAACAAAAAGGGGGAAGAGAAGAGCUCAGAGAUGAAGAAAGAUGCAGGGGAGGAUAAAAAGGAAGAAGAGAACAGCUCAUAUUUUAAAAAGGAGGAUGCAGGGAAGGAUAAAAAGGAAAAAGAGAAGGUCUCAGCAGCAAAGGAAGAGACAGAGGAGGAAAAAAAGCAAGAAGAAAAGGAUUCAGCAUCAAAGGACACAGGGAAGGACAAAAAGGAGGAGAAGAGUUCAGAAUCAGAGAAACAGGCAGAAAAAGACACAAGAGGGGAAGGUAAGAAAGAAAAUGAUAAAAAAGAAGAGGAAAAGGCUUCAGCUGUGAAAAAAUCUAAGGCAGAUGAGAAUGAUAAAUCCCAGACAGAAGCAGAAAAGGCAGAAAAGGUGGAGGAGAAAGAGGAGGCCAAGGCAGCAGCCGGGAGCAGCCCUUCCAAGUCUUCCUCCAGCAGCUCUGCAGAUCAAGCCAAGGACGAUGAAGCCUCCAGCAUCUUUGACGAGCUCAUUGAGAAGGUGAAGAACAACGACGCUGAGGUGACCGAGGUCAACGUGAACAACUCUGACUGCAUCAACAACGAGACUCUAGUGCGCUUCACCGAGGCCCUGGAGUUCAACACCGUGGUCAAGGUGUUUGCCCUGGCUAACACCCGCGCUGAUGACCACGUGGCCUUUGCCAUUGCCAUAAUGCUCAAGUCCAACAAGGUGCUGACAAGCAUCAACAUGGACUCCAACCACAUCACAGGCAAGGGUAUCCUGGCCAUUUUCCGGGCACUGUUGCAGAACAACACACUGACGGAGCUACGUUUCCACAACCAGCGGCACAUCUGUGGGGGAAAAACAGAGAUGGAGAUUGCCAAACUCCUGAAAGAGAACACCACGCUCCUGAAGCUGGGCUACCACUUCGAGCUGGCUGGGCCACGCAUGACCGUCACCAACCUGCUGAGCCGAAACAUGGACAAGCAGAGGCAGAAACGCCUCCAGGAGCAGAAACUGGCACAGGAACGGGGGGAGAAGAAAGACCUCCUGGAGGUGCCCAAGUCUGGAGCACUGCCAAAAGCGUCCCCCAAGGCAUCCCCGCAACCAUCCCCCAAGGCUUCCCCCAAAAGCUCUCCCAAAAAAGGAGGGGCACCCACCAUACCACCCCCACCUCCUCCUCCACUUGCUCCACCACUGAUGAUCAACGAGAACCUGAAGAACUCGCUCUCACCAGCCACACAGAGGAAGUUAGGAGACCGGGCGCUGCCAGUCCAGGAGAAGAACUCUCGAGACCAACUCCUGGCAGCUAUUCGCUCCAGCAACCUCAAACAGCUCAAGAAGGUGGAGUUGCCGAAGCUGCUGCAGUAGGGUGCGGGAGGAUUUUUCCCCUGCAGCCCAUGGCAGACCCCCAGACACUCACCUUUCUCGUGACAAGCCCUUUGGAACCUGCAGUGACCGACGCUAAGGAGCAGGGAUCUCUCUGGGACACGGAGGAUGGGCCGGGCCCAGCAGGACAUGAUGGAGGAGGUUGUAUUUAUUUUUUGAUGGUUGUGAAGCCUUCAAGCUCACUCUUCUACCAGCACUGUGCCCCACCAGAGAUGCCAAGAAUAGAGCAGGGGUCUGCAGAGCUGAUCCUUAUGGAAAUCCCCCGUCAGAGCAUAACAAAGGGGUUUGGCACCCCACUCUAUCCAGGGUCCAGCCUGGAGUGAGCAAGAGUACUCCCAGCCUUGGGGAGGAGCAGGGGACACCCAGGCCAUCAUCAUAUCACCACAAGGUUUCUGGGUGGCCAGCAGAGUUUUGGGAUUCAGGCACAGCAGUGGCUGCAGAGUUGGGGGUUCAGGCUUGACGUCAGGAGGAAUGGGAGGGUGGGAGAAGGGAGCAGCCAGGGAGAGAGGGGGCAUGGAAGUGGUGGGACACAGGGAACCAGGCUGGGGCCAGGAGCUUGGGGCAUCUUAUACGCACCCACAGCACUGCAGGGGGACCCACAGAACCCUCAGAGCAUGGAAACCAAAUCCACCUCAAAGAGAGUAGGGAAAGCACCAGCUCAAGGGGGCAGUGGGUUUUGGGGUCAUGUGAUGCCCAUCCUCCCCCCCCCCCCCAUCCUUCCUGUCGUGACACCUUGAUCACGAUUUGUAUGACUGUGGCCACUGCAUCAGCAAUAAAGCUCACCCAAUGCUU